Conger conger (European conger) is the source of this 3732-nucleotide messenger RNA. It is a transcript of the gene dcbld2, whose product is annotated as discoidin, CUB and LCCL domain containing 2. NCBI's taxonomy places the organism in Eukaryota, Metazoa, Chordata, Actinopteri, Anguilliformes, Congridae. The record is from RefSeq and is a predicted model, not a curated record. The coding region runs from base 207 to 2282 and encodes 691 amino acids. The transcript is spliced from 16 exons.
AGUCCAGGAAGUUGUAAGCUACAAUAGAUUGGAUGCGUUGAGGCAAGAUUUUAUAGCUAGCGGCUGCGAGAAUGUGGAGCAGGGAGACGAACGCUCGAGACAUUAAAUUCGUGUAAUUCGGCUCCGUAUCGAGACCCGCAAAUACUGAGCUGCACAAGAUUUUAGGGACAAAAGCAUUUAAUUAUGCAGUUGGAUUACAGGCUAGAAUGGCCACAUUGGGAAUGGUGAGGACAGGACCCAGCGGAGCCGGGGCAUUCAUCAUCAUCAUCAUCAUCAUCAUCAGCACGGUAGCCAGCCGAGCUCAGAAAGGGGAUGGCUGCGGUAACACCUUUCUGGGUCCCAGCAGUGGCACACUGUCCUCCAUCAACUACCCCCAGACAUACCCCAACCACACUGUAUGUGAGUGGGAGAUCCGGGUGCCCCCCCAGAAAAGGGUCCACUUCAAGUUUGGGGACUUUGAUAUUGAGGAUUCAGACUGCCACUUCAACUACCUUAGGAUCUACAAUGGCAUCGGAACCAACCGAGCGGAGAUUGUGAAGUACUGUGGAUUAGGCCUGCAGCUUCCCGAGCUGAUCCAGUCCAGUGGGAAUGAGGUCACAAUCCAGUUCAUGAGUGGUGUACACAAGUCUGGGCGUGGCUUCUUCCUGUCCUACUCAACCACUGCGCACACAGAUAUGAUUACCUGUCUUGACAAAGGAAUUAAUUUCACAGAGCCAGAGUUCAGUAAAUUCUGUCCUGCAGGGUGCCAGGCAGUCUUUGGAGAGAUUUCAGGAACAAUCCCUCAUGGGUACAGGGAUUCCUCCUCUGUUUGCUUAGCAGCCAUACAUGCGGGAGUGGUGUCCAACACUCUGGGAGGGCAGGUCAACGUGGUCAGCAGCAAAGGCAUCCCGUACUAUGAAAGUACACUGGCUAACAACGUCACCUCCACCAGUGGUCUUCUGUCCAACAGCCUCUUACCUUUCAAAACAAAUGGCUGCUAUGGUACUCUAGGAUUAAAAGCUGGUGUUGUCCGGGAGUCUCAGAUUUCUGCCUCCUCCAUGUGGGAAUGGAGUGACACAAUUGGUGGGCCGAGCGUGUGGGGCCCCCCAGGGGCCCGGCUGAAGAAGGCAGGACUCCCUUGGGCUGCCGCCCACAGUGACCAGCACCAGUGGCUCCAGGUGGACCUGAAGAGGGAGAUGAGGAUCACAGGAAUUACCACCACUGGCUCCACCCUUAUGGAGUUCCCCUUCUAUGUGUCGGCAUACCGAAUUCUGUACAGCCAGAACGGGAGGAACUGGCAACCCUUCAGGGAGCCGGACAUCGACCGGGACAAGGUUUUCCAAGGCAACACAAAUUAUCUGCAGGAAGUGCGUAAUAACUUCAUCCCACCAAUUGAGGCAAGGUUUGUGCGCAUGAGCCCCACACAGUGGCAGGAGCGCAUUGCCGUGAAGCUGGAGCUGUUGGGCUGCCUGUCACUGACAAGCGAGGGGCCAGCCAGGCGAGGGCCACAGACAGUGUGGCCUCGAGUCUCCCGUCCAUCACCCCCUAAACUGAGCACCAACCCGCCACUGCAAAGUGACAAAACCACCCUCACUCCAGAUAUCCGAAACACCACCAUCACCCCCAGUAUCAACAAAGAUGUGGCAUUGGCAGCUGUGCUGAUACCUUCUCUGGCCAUGGCCUUGUCUGCUCUUGUCCUGGCCCUGGUCUGCACCUGGCACUGGAGGAACAGGAAGAAAAGCACGGAGGGAGUCUAUGACCUGCCACAGUGGGACCGCACAGGUUGGUGGAAGGGAAUGAAGCAGCUCUUGCCCUCUAAGAUGGCGGAAGGGGAGGACUCGGUGGUGCGGUACAGCAACACUGAAGUGGGUCGGCUUAGGGGGAGACAGGGUGCCCCCGUGCUGCUGACCGAACCGGCAGAGUAUGCCCAACCAUUGGCCAGUGGAGUUGUAGGCACCCUGGGCCAGCGGUACCCUGAUUCUGACCAAUACGACGCACCGCUGACAGACAUAUACCAUGCCUACGCUGAGCCCCUGCCAGCUUCAGGGGCAGAGUAUGCCACACCCAUCGUUUUGGACAUUGCCAGCUACCCUACCAGUGGGCCUAUUGGACAACAACCUUCAGUUUCCUCCUUCAAGGGAUGUGGCACCACUCCCCUCCUGGCCAGGAAAGACAGCAAUCAGUCAGGGGCAAGUCCACAAUAUGACACACCGAAACACAUGCUGGGACAGGCCCCUCCCAAAAAGCAGCUGGAAUACCAGGUUCCACAGAACAGUGCCCAAAAGGGAUCUGCCAAAACCUGAGGGAAACGAGUAAUGGUUAACUCAUGCAAGGGGGUGAAGCUGUGCACAGUAACACCUACCCCGCAACCUGGAUGAGCAGGAACACAACCUAAGGCAUAUGGGAAAUAGGAGGGGGGAAAUGCAAGCCCCCAAACACAUGCACGCACACCACCUUAUUUAUGGCUUGAAUAUGGAUAUGAAUUAUGUAUGUUAUAUGCCCAUGUGUGCACAGUGUCAGUCUUUUAGUGCCAUUCCAGUCCCAUCACUGAAACGCAAGUUAUGAAUGUUCACCACAAGAGGGCUCACUGCCAGGCAGCAUCUAUGUUGUACUUACUGUAUUCAUUUUUGUUCAAUGUCAAGCUACGAGUACCUUUGAGAAAUCAGUUUAUUUUACUCACACAUACACUCAUCAACAUGCUUUCUGCCUUUCUUUCUUUGUUUCUUGACCUUGACCAUUCUUACCUCAUUAGAUAAUUGAGAAUGUGCAUCUGCUUUAGAUGCUCAAAUUUUGCUAUUGAUUAGAGGAUGAAUGGAUAUUCACACCAAUGCAUAACUCUGAAAACCUCCAACUAUAAAAUUCUAGCGCCAAUUCAUUUUACAUUUAUGUGAUAUCCUGUUCUUUUUCAGUUGUAAGGUCCUGCCUGUUUUCCUUCAUCUGUGUCCUUCAGUUAUUGGAAGCAACAUAUCCAACAACAUUUCAUUGAUUAUUUACAUUUCGUUAAAAAAUGUUCAGAACUGGCUUCACAUCUACUAUUUUCAAUGUUUCUUAUCCCUGUAUAUUAGGGCACUUCACACCCAAUCAUUUUAUAAUGGCAGUGUCGCUUAUCUACAACUUUUAAAAGCUAAGUCUCGCCAAAAGUGCACUUCAGUAUUAGAUCAAUUGUACGUCUAAUUCUGCCUGUAAAAAUGCACCUAGUGUAUGUUAAUAUUAUUACGAUAUCCUUUUCACAAUUUCAAAAACCGAGGUGCCAGUCAGCCGACCAGUAUAUGAUAACUAUGGCUAAAAUAGUAAUAAUAGUAAAUCAUUUCUGGUCCAGAAAAACUUUGUUUUGAUUUUGGGGUAAAAUUGACAACUCUUUCUUCCUUUUUCUCUCUCCACCCCAUGUUAAGCCUUUUGCAUCUCAUGCAAUGUGUUGUUGUGUCCAGUGCCCCUGGUUGCACAUCUUUGAGCAUCAAGCUGUGGAUUACAGUGGUGGUUCUCGAGCUCAUAGAAGGGGUUGAAGUGGGUCACAAGAUACACAAUACAUAAUGAAGUACUGUACAGCUUCAUUGACAUGAACACCAGCCAGAUAGACACUAAACCUGCUGCAGGCACUGCCGUGGUUAGUUUAGGAACACAGGACCUUCUGUUACCUUGGCAUGUGCUGUAGUCACUCCAUGUUUGCGUUUUUUGCUAGAAUGUUUAGAUUAUUCUCCAUACAAAAUAUCAUGGUAAUUUUGAUAAUGUGUUUUAAUAAAAAUGUUAAGGAGA